AUACACACGUACAGCAGUAAAGAAAACAAAAAACAUCCAUCAAUUCGUGUCAUAUUCAUACACGUAUGUAAAUCAUUUUGACAUUUUGAAUCCAUACAUGUAAGAUCUCUGUUAGAUGACUAUUUAUGCAAAUAAAAAUGUAUUUUCUUAUAUUAGAAAACAAAAGUUACUUUUGUAAAGACUGAGAUUGUAGUUCCUUGCCAACCAACAACCCAUAUAAUACUACUCCCCAACACCAAAACACAACACAAACUUAAAAAUGGAAGAAGAGAAGAGAUUGGAGCUUAGGCUGGCUCCUCCCUGUCAACAACUCACAUCCAACAACAACAUCAAUGGAUCAACACAAAGAAGCCUCGCCAAAGAAACAUCAUUUGUUUUCAAUAACAGGGUUGAGACAGCUCCGGUGGUGGGAUGGCCGCCGGUGAGAUCAUCCCGGCGAAACCUAAUGGUGCAGCCAAAAGAGGAGAUGAAGAAGGGAGUGAACGAUGAAGUGAGAGAGUUGUACGUUAAGAUCAAUAUGGAAGGAGUUCUCAUUGGAAGAAAAGUCAACCUCUCCGCUUUUAACAACUACCAACAGCUUUCACAUGCCGUUGACCAACUCUUCACUAAGAACGAUUUGGCUAAUAUAAACAGACAAUACACUUUGGUCUACGAAGACAAUGAAGGAGAUACCGUUCUGGUCGGAGAUGUUCCUUGGGAGAUGUUUGUAUCGACGGUGAAGAGAUUGCACGUUUUAAAGACCUCCCACGCCUCCAUGCUCUCACCUAGAAAACAUGGCAAGGCAUAAAGUGAGGUUCACCAAUAUCGUCAGUUCGAUGUUUUGUUUAAAAUGUAAUUUAUGUAAACCAUGUGGCUUGGCUUGAUUUACUGAGAUUUCUUUAUUGGUUACUUAGAUUUUGUUUUUUCCAACUUAUGUUUCUAAAAUGUAAUUUAUGUAAACCAUGUGGCUUGGCUUGAUUUACUUAGAUUUCUUUAUUUGGCUUUAUUCACCAACA
Molecule: messenger RNA, 995 nt
Organism: Brassica rapa (field mustard)
Lineage: Eukaryota; Viridiplantae; Streptophyta; Magnoliopsida; Brassicales; Brassicaceae
Product: auxin-responsive protein IAA28
Biological process (GO): regulation of DNA-templated transcription
Cellular component (GO): nucleus
Source: RefSeq, a predicted model, not a curated record